Messenger RNA from Hemisphaericaspora subhashii, 1509 nucleotides. RefSeq names its product nucleoporin (gene GLE1). Gene Ontology annotation, biological process: regulation of translational initiation; poly(A)+ mRNA export from nucleus; regulation of translational termination. Gene Ontology annotation, cellular component: nuclear pore cytoplasmic filaments; cytoplasm; nuclear pore. Lineage: Eukaryota; Fungi; Ascomycota; Pichiomycetes; Serinales; Debaryomycetaceae. The record is from RefSeq and is a predicted model, not a curated record. The transcript has a single exon. Gene Ontology annotation, molecular function: translation initiation factor binding; inositol hexakisphosphate binding; phospholipid binding. Bases 1 to 1509 code for a protein of 502 amino acids.
AUGAGAUUCGGUCUUCCAGAUGACUUUGAGAUAUACGUUGAUACUCACCCACAUCCCAUUCCAAGUAUACAAGCAACAACAACUCCCAAUGAAUUGAUUCAACAUGUUCAAAUAUCUCAAUUAAUCCCACAAAGGGCGGCAUCACCAAUUGCAUUUCAAUUUUCACAAGUAUACGAUGCAAUUGAGGAUUAUGCUACACAAUUAAUCCAGAUGAAAGAAAUGGAAGAGACUAAUAGAAGAGCGCUACUUACGGAAAAGGUUAAUUUACAUAAUAAAAAAGCAGAAGUUAAUAUUGCAUCAUUGGUUGAUAAAACACUGAAUAAUCUAAAGGUACAGAAUGAACAUAUUCAAAGAGUGAUAUUUGUUGAAAAGGAGAGAAUACGUCGAGAGGAGGAACGAAGACGUCAAGAGGAGGAAGAACGAAGACGUAGAGAAGAAGAAGAACGAAAGCGCCGAGAAGAAGAAGCACGUAAACGUCGUGAAGAAGAAGAAAAGAAACGAAAGGAAGAAGAAGCUAGACGCAAAGCUAAAGAAGAAGAAGAAAAACGGAAACAGUUGGAAUUACAACAGAAGAAACAACAACAGGAAGAAUUGAAGAGGAAAGCAGAAUUACAAAAACAAAAGCAAACUGAAUCAUUGACUGAUUUUGGUAGGAUUGAGAAGGAAUUUUGGAAAUAUAAAAAAGAUAUUGCUGAUAUCAAGAAGGAUAUAGUGGAAAAGGUAAAUUCAAAUAAAGAAUUAAAGAAGAAUGUGAAUGCUUUUAGAAGAAAAAUGAACCCCAAAUUCGGACAGCUUUCAAAGUCCUUAAGACAAUGUAGAAAAGUAAGCAAUGAAGUAGUAGAAAUGGUGCAGAUGACAAAGAAUAUUGAUCUCGCAUAUAAAUGGGUCUUAAAUUUUAUUGCUAAGGCAAUAAUAGAUCAAGCAGAGACGGAAAUUAUAGUCCGCUCUGCUUCAGCAAUACCAUUAGCAAAACUAACAUAUACUUUAUUGACAACUUUCCCAGAAUUUGAUUAUUUUCUUACAGCAAGAUUUGUCAAGAAAUGCCCAUGUAUAAUUGGAUAUACUCGUCUGAUUGACACAGAAGAAGGACGUCAACAAAUGGGUUGGAAAAAGAAAGAUGAUAAAUGGGAAGAUUCUGCAGCAUAUGAUGAAAGAGUUUCCGGGAUAUGCACUCUAUGGGCAGUGAUGACUCGUUUGACUGAUUAUCAACAACUUCCACAUUAUUCUUUUGAAGCAUCUUGGCACUUCUUGGCCAGAAUUGCAAACACAAAUCGUCAACUACUAAUGAAUACCCAUUUUUCACUUUUAUGUAGUUGGUGGGAAGCUGCUGCUGUUCAAUUUUUACAAAAAUAUGGAAGACAGGGUGCUAAAUUGAUGUCACUUAUUUCUCAAGACUUAAUCUUACUGGUUGCAGAUAGGAAGUUUCCUUCUGCAACUAGAUUUAGCACAUUUGGUGACGAUUGGUCAGAAACUGGGAAACUCAACAGUAUUGCCGAAAUGGAUCCUUAA